This is a messenger RNA of Desarmillaria tabescens, 2436 nucleotides long. RefSeq lists its product as uncharacterized. Bases 1 to 2436 code for a protein of 811 amino acids. Gene Ontology annotation, biological process: negative regulation of transcription by RNA polymerase II; positive regulation of transcription by RNA polymerase II. Gene Ontology annotation, molecular function: DNA-binding transcription factor activity, RNA polymerase II-specific; RNA polymerase II cis-regulatory region sequence-specific DNA binding; zinc ion binding. The record is from RefSeq and is a predicted model, not a curated record. The transcript has 7 exons. NCBI's taxonomy places the organism in Eukaryota, Fungi, Basidiomycota, Agaricomycetes, Agaricales, Physalacriaceae.
AUGCCCUCUAUCCUCAACCUCAAGUUCAAGGGUAACAAGAGUUUCGUUGCAUUCAGCAAUCUCAACGACAGCGAGUCCCUCACCAAGACCUGGAAGGUCUGCACCAAGGUAGCCAGCUACCUUGAGCAGGGACAGCGCCUCGAGAAUCUGAGUUGGCGGCUAUGGCAUCUCCAGAAUCUUAUGGUCGACACCGACAAUGCCAAGUCCAAGCGGGAGUUCAAGAAGCUUUCGAAGUGUAUGGGCGACAAGCUGGACAAGGAGAAGGGAAGGAGCAUUGAGGAGCUCGAGGCCCCGGACUUCAAGUCAAGCCAUUCGAUAGAAAUAAUCCGCCAGCGGGCGGUAGAGAAGGAGCGCAGCCGAGAAGCGAGUCAGAACGCGAAGCCGGGCACCAUUAAGCGCAUGCAGUUCACUUUCAGCGUCGACCAGCCUUCGCCUGCCGUCAAUACUCCCGUACAGAAACCCGACCUCAAACCGUCUCCCGAGUUCCACAAACGACCCAGAGCCGGGGCUCGCUACGAAAGCGAUGACCACGACAAAGACUUUUCCUUUACACAGCGCGGGCGCAAGGAAGCCGACCAACAAUAUUUACGAUUCCCACCUAUUUUCUCUAAUGACUUCGGUCCUACGGCUCUCUUAUAUCCUGCUCCCACUCUCACGACACGCAUGAACUACGGCGAAGCACACCAUCCCUCGGGUGCCAGCAGUGAUGGUUUCAGUAUCAUGCGACCCACCAUCGAGCUUCCACUUGAUGAACUCCUCACUAACGUGGACGCCAGUGAAAGCCCUCCUGUGGCGUCACCCUCGCCACCUGUCUCAUCUUACGAAUUACCUUCUCAAGAUAUGUACAACUCGGCAGCGUCCGCACAGCAGGACACAGAUAUUCCCAUGACGAACGGUUCUUCCUCCAGCUCUUCUUCGUCUAGUAACACUGGCCUCUCCGAUGACAGCAGUAGCGACAGCGAUGACGAGGACAGCGAUGAUUUCAUGGCACCUUUGGGCAAGGUACCUCCCAUUGCUGAUACUCCCGCGACUGUGGCGCCUUUCAAGGUCAAUUCUCUCCUUGAAAGCAUCGCUAGAUCCAAUACGCCUACCGGGCGGCCGUCCCUUACCGUUCGAACUUCCGGAACCCCCAACACACGAUCUUCUGGGCCAGGCGCCACUGCGACGAGUCUAAACAACUCCGUCUUGCGCAGUGUCACAACUACGGCUAAUAAUUCAGCGCCCGGUGGCGUGAAGGCCGAGUGCUCAAACUGUGGUGCUACCCAUACACCGCUCUGGAGACGCGGACUCAACGACGAACUCAACUGCAAUGCUUGUGGUCUUUACUGCAAAUUGCACAAGCGCCCUCGGCCGAAAACGAUGCGUAACACUCAUGGGGAGGGCCGAACGCAGUCUACUCCUCGCCAAGAAUCCGUAGAUGUCAUGGCACAAUGCUACAACUGUCACACCACUACCACCCCUUUGUGGCGCAAAGACGAUGAGGGUAAAACUGUUUGUAAUGCAUGCGGUCUCUACUACAAAUUACAUGGGUCAGCACGUCCGAUAUCCAUGAAGUCAGAUGUAAUCCGCAAACGUUCACGUCAUGAUGCGCGUCGGGCUGCGAAUGGCAGCAGCGACACUCCGUCAGCCAGUCCUGGAGUGAGUCGUCGUGCUUCUCCCGUGCGAGAGUCUUCUCCGACUCUCGCGCCGGACUCGACGACUCAGAUGACCUACGAAUACAACGAAGAAGUCGAGUAUCGCUCCACGCAGUCCGAGUUGAUGGGCGCGUUGGGCCAGGACAUGAACCAAGGACCAAUGUACCAGAGCAUGUUCAAUUUCCAGUUCCCGGGCCCCUAUCAUCCCGACCAGAUUAACCAGCUUGCCUUGCAAGCGGACGCCCUUCCCUUCGCCACCGUCGAUUUCGAAUCCGACCAGAGUCUAUCGCAGAGGAAAAAUAAGCGUCGUAGAAUGAGCACCGACUCGGCUUCUGAGCCACCUUCUUCCGCUGUUUCCUAUUCCUCCUUUACGGAUGGGUAUUCCACAGCUUCUUCGGCUACUUCACACUCUCAGCGAUCGUCGAUGGAUUUCCCUUUCAGUAACUACGCGUCGACUUCUUACGGCGGAGGUUUUCGCGGUGUAGAGGACCCGUUCUGGCAUCCACCUUUGCAGGCUCAGAACGACAAUUCUCCGCAGUUCUGCCAUCCUCCCAUGCUUCCACCGGACCAAGACUCUCCCAUGGAUUAUCUUCACCCGCCUGCGGGGAAUAUGCCAAUGCAAGAAGAAGAAUCAUUCUUUUCAACAUACCUACAUCCUCCGAUGAUGUUGCCCGAUGAUUCUCCGUCGAAUCCGAUGCAAGGCAACGGCAUGCAGGCUAUGUCCCCUCCUGCACUGAUGUACCCAGGCAACACUAAUGACUACCGUUCGCAUGGGUAUGAUACUCACAUGCGGACGUAUUAG